This is a messenger RNA of Miniopterus natalensis, 1821 nucleotides long. RefSeq names its product nuclear RNA export factor 2-like. NCBI's taxonomy places the organism in Eukaryota, Metazoa, Chordata, Mammalia, Chiroptera, Miniopteridae. Gene Ontology annotation, biological process: poly(A)+ mRNA export from nucleus. The record is from RefSeq and is a predicted model, not a curated record. Gene Ontology annotation, molecular function: protein binding; RNA binding. Gene Ontology annotation, cellular component: cytoplasm; nucleus.
GGUGGUAGCUCACCUCAAGGGAAAAAGAAAGGCUGGAGUUUUUUUCGAGGUAAUUUUGGCAAGAGGACUUGUCUUUAUCAACAUGGUGGGUAUGGACUUCAGCCUUCACACCUCCAGAAGGAUGAUGGAAACAUGGAGAUGAGGGGAGUGCAGAAGUACCAAGUCAGACACACACCCUAUACCAUACAACAAAACAAAAGGGCCGUGAAAUUGCGUAACAAAUGCUGUAGUGAUAUUACUGUGUGGAGAGGUAGAAAACCUCUGGAAAGAGAAAUGGAGAAGAACACACAAGAUGAAACCACAGGGAGAUGGUUCAAGAUCACAAUUCCCUAUGGAAGAAAGUAUGACAAGACAUGGCUGAUGGAUUCAAUCCAGAGUCAUUGCAGUGUUCCCUUCACUCCAGUGGAUUUUCACUAUGUGAAAAACAAGGCCCAGUUCUUUGUCCAGGAUGCUAGUGCUGUCUCUGCACUGAAGGACGUCAGCUACAAGAUUUGUGAUGAGGAGAACCGAAAGAUAGCUAUCUUUGCCAAUACUUCGGCUGUGCCCUACUCUGUGCAGGAUAAACUGGAGCCAGAAGAAAUGGAGCAGCUAAAGCUGACCAUGAGCAAACGAUAUGAUGUCUCCCAGAAAGCUCUUGACCUCCAGAGUCUCCGCUAUGACCCAGGUUUUGCAUAUCUUGAUAUUGAUAUAAUCCUGAAUCGGAGAAACUGCAUGGCUGCCACCUUGCAGAUCAUCGAAAAGAAUUUUCCUGAGCUGUUGUCCUUGAACUUGAGCAACAAUAGACUGUACCAGCUGGAUGGCCUGUCUGAUAUUACACAGAUGGCCCCCACAGUCAAGAUUCUGAACCUCUCAAAAAAUGAGCUGAAAUCCACCUGGGAGUUGGGAAAGAUCAAAGGCCUGAAGCUCAAAGAGCUGUGGCUGGAAGGGAACCCUUUGUGUGGCACCUUCAGAAACCAGUUCACCUACAUAAGUGUCAUCAGGAAAUGUUUCCCCAAGUUGUCACGCUUGGAUGGCCAGGAUUUAGUUCCACCGAUUACUGUUGACAUUGACAGACCCCACUUAAUAAAACCCGUCAAGGAAAGCUGUGAAGUAUUUGAUGUUCUGAAGACUCAAGUCCAGCAUUUCCUGCAGCAAUAUUACUUGAUCUAUGACUCUGGAGACAGACAGAGUCUCCUUGGUGCUUAUCACGAUGAGGCCUGCUUCUCCCUGACCAUUCCCUUCACUCCAGAUGAUCCAGCCCCAAGCAGCUUGUUUGAGUACUUCAAGGAUAAUAGGAAUAUGAAGAACCUCAAGGACCCCAACCUGCGUUUUCAGCUGCUGAAAUGUACAAAUCAUGACGUUGUGAGCUACCUGAGUAUAUUGCCCAGAACUCAGCAUGACCUCAAUUCCUUCGUGGUGGACAUGUGGUUUCAGUCGGAAAGGAUGCUCUGCUUCUCUGUCAACGGGAUGUUCAAGGAAGUGGAAGGAAGGUCUCAGGGUUCUGUGCGCGCCUUCACCCGGACCUUCAUCGCUACCCCUGGCAGCAAUUCCAGUAUGUUCAUUGUGAAUGAUGAGCUGUUUGUGAGGGACGCCACCUCCAGUGAGACUCAGAAGGCCUUCUCUGCCCCGGUGCCUUCACCCUCCUGCAACAUUGGGCCUAUCUUCUCCCAGGAGCAGCAGGAAAUGGUGCAGGUUUUCUCCAUCCAGUCUGGUAUGAAACCACAGUGGUCUCAGAAAUGCCUUCAGGACAAUGAGUGGAACUACACCAGAGCUGCUCAGGUUUUCACUACACUCAAGGCUGAGGGCAAGAUCCCAGAAGAGGCCUUCAAACAAAUCCCUUAA